CCGCUACUUAAUCCAAGAUGGCGCGAAUAUUUAAAUGCGCGCGCAUAUUGUUACUGUCGUUCGUCUUUGUUGUAGAAAAAAAAAAUAGUCACUGAGAAAUUAUAACACGAUAAGAAGUGUUGAUUCAAUUGAAUAUUUCAUUUUCAUAAUGUAGAAUUUAAAUAAAGUUGAUAAGUUUAAAAAUUUAUUGUGUAACAUAAAUUUUUAAAAAUACAAUUUCAUAAGUUUUAAUUUUUUAGUUAACUUUGGUUGAUUUUUUUUUUUUUUUUCUAUAUUUUGUAUUUUACUCAAUAUUUGUAUACUCAAUAUAUACAUAUAAAUGAUUUAAAAAACUCGACACUAUCAUUGUAUUCGAUAUGACAAAUAAUUAAAAAUAAAUAAUUUAUUUAAUCAUUGUUUAUUCAACAAUUCGUAUCAAUCAACGAUGGACAACAUCGCAGGAAUAUUCAAGGCCAUGUACUGCGGUUUUGUGGACAGUUUGAAGGGAGCAAUAGUACUUUUCUAUAUGGACAAACAAAUAAAUGAACGUAUACUUAAAAAUUCACCUGCUAAAAUUUCGCAACAUGUAAAAAAAGAUGGAUUUAAUAAUUCACCAGUUAAAUUUAAAGAACCGAGAGAAUCGAAAAUAUUGAAACGAACAAUUCAGUGCUGCGCAUUGAAUGGAGGAGUAUUUUGGGCCAGUAUAUUAAUAUUUGAAUGUGGAUUGCUGCCGUCUUUAAAAUAUUUAUUAACAAUAAUAUUUGGGCACUCGCCGGGAAUGGGAAUGGCCGUAUGGUCCUGGACAAAGCCAUUUCUGUCAUUGACAUUCGGCACCGUAUGGGUGCUGCCAUUAUUUUUAUUAAGUCGGAUUGUCAAUAGUCUUUGGUUUCAGGAUAUAGCGGACAGUGCAUACCGACACCGACAAGGCAGACCGUUAUUACUGUCAAGUGUGAGUAAAUUAGUGGCAGAUACAUUAUUUAGUAUCCUGGUGCAGGCGUUAUUUUUGGGGCAAGGUAUGCUUGUGUCUAAAGUACCUCUCCCACCAAUUGGGGAACUUUUAGCUCUCAUCCACAUGUGCCUUUUGUAUGCUCUCUAUGCCUUUGAAUACAAAUGGUUCAACAUGGGAUGGGAAUUACACCGUAGACUUACAUUUAUCGAGGGUAAUUGGCCUUAUUUCGUAGGCUUUGGAUUACCAUUAGCUGUAUUAACUCAAUUACCUAAUUCUUAUGUAAUAAGUGGCUGUGUAUUUUCAAUCUUAUUUCCGUUAUUUAUUGUAAGUGGGAAUGAAGCUCAACCUGUCACUGGUGUAUGUGACUGCCCAUUAAAAUUAUUUUCACCGGUCAUCGCAAUAGCCAAUACACUAUUCAAUAAAACAAUCGGACCUGUCAAUCGACGAUGACCUUCACUACGAAAUAAAUAAAUCCUUAAUUAUUUACAAUUAAUUAUUAAUUACUAUUAAUCACCGCAAUGUAAAUAAAAUCGAUUUAAUACAAUAGCUAUAAAUUUUA
This is a messenger RNA of Microplitis demolitor, 1487 nucleotides long. It is a transcript of the gene tank, whose product is annotated as etoposide-induced protein 2.4 homolog. Gene Ontology annotation, cellular component: endoplasmic reticulum. The record is from RefSeq and is a predicted model, not a curated record. The coding region runs from base 425 to 1378 and encodes 317 amino acids. NCBI's taxonomy places the organism in Eukaryota, Metazoa, Arthropoda, Insecta, Hymenoptera, Braconidae. Gene Ontology annotation, biological process: macroautophagy. The transcript is spliced from 6 exons.